Messenger RNA from Anopheles maculipalpis, 1145 nucleotides. It is a transcript of the gene mTerf3, whose product is annotated as transcription termination factor 3, mitochondrial. The record is from RefSeq and is a predicted model, not a curated record. Bases 1 to 1071 code for a protein of 356 amino acids. Lineage: Eukaryota; Metazoa; Arthropoda; Insecta; Diptera; Culicidae. The transcript is spliced from 2 exons. Gene Ontology annotation, cellular component: mitochondrion. Gene Ontology annotation, molecular function: double-stranded DNA binding. Gene Ontology annotation, biological process: mitochondrial ribosome assembly; regulation of DNA-templated transcription.
AUGCGCAGCAUACUUAAAAGUAUAAUUAAAGUCAGUGUUUCUGGACGUUCCGGUCCAUUAAUACGUCGCCUACUGUGUACGAAGGCAGCCGCUACCGUUCCACAUCCCAGCAGUGCCUUGCAACGAUACGAGGAUGAUCUGCAGGACGAGUUCCACCAAGUGCUGCGCGAGGAACAGCAACGAUCCGUGCUCGAUCCGGUACCGGAUCCGACAUCGCUGGAAAUUUUCCCCAACACAAAACCCGCCUUCAACUUUGCAGCCUACGUAAACAAAUCCGACACCCUGCAGCAGCUCGUUUCACUUGGCGUUGAGCUGCACCGGCUAGAAAAGCGCAAAGGAAUCCCACAGUUUGUGCUUGGAUUGGAUUUUGAGCGAGACAUGAAGGCACACAUUCGUUUCCUAUCGGACGUUGGUGUGCCGGCGGAAACGUUGGGUGAGUUCCUCACCAAAAAUCCAUUGAUUUUCAAAGAAGAUCUUGGAGAUCUUGAAACGCGAACGAACUAUCUCGAAUCGAAACGAUUCCUGCCGGAAGAAAUUGCCCGGAUUGUUACAAACAACCCGUUCUGGCUUAUGCUCAACACCAAGCGCAUCGAUCGUCGGUUAGGAUAUUUUCAGAAAACGUUUCAUCUGGCGGGCAGUGAGGUGCGAACGCUUGCCACCAAACAGCCAAGAUUGAUCACGUACAACUUGGAGCAUGUACGUAAAAACACGUUUACCGUGCAGGAAGUGAUGGGAUUCGAAAAAGAGGAAGUGAAGCAACUUUUGCUGAGCAAACCACGCAUUUGGAUGAUAAAAACGGAAGCGCUACAGUACCGCUUCGAAUACAUUCACCGCCGCAUGAAGCUGUCGCAUGCGGAAAUCCUGCAAACUCCCGAUCUGCUGCUAACACGUGACGUUCGGAUCAAACAAAGACACGGAUUUUUGAAAUUUCUUGGCAAAGUGCAGUACGAUCCCAAGAAGGAGCUUUAUAUUCCGCUAAAAUCACUGGCCGUGGGUACCGACGAGAUGUUCGUUACAGAAGUGGCUAAAUCGAACAUGGAAUGUUACAAUCGCUUCCUGAAAACACUCUGAAACGUGCUGCUGGACGCAAUGGAAAGUUUAAUUUUUGAAACAAAACCAAACAAAAAAUAAUAUGUAUAUGUAGA